Molecule: messenger RNA, 1180 nt
Organism: Penicilliopsis zonata CBS 506.65
Lineage: Eukaryota; Fungi; Ascomycota; Eurotiomycetes; Eurotiales; Aspergillaceae
Exons: 2
Coding region: 263-1063 (266 amino acids)
Source: RefSeq, a predicted model, not a curated record
CUUGAGACGCAGUUCGAUUCGGCAAAAAUUGUGAGAUUAUUGGAUCAGCCGCUGAGAAAAUCUAGCCAUGGAGCACCGCCCCCCUGAGAUUUGUGGUUGGAGAUGGACCAGAGCGCCAUGGCGUUGAGAGGAGUAUGUGUAUAUAAGGAGAGCAGCCUCCAGACGUUGAAAAUCAGAAAAGAAAAUUGACAGCAUCGGGCUUGAAGCAUCAAAAAACAAUAUUUCCGCCGGCUUAGACUAUCCCAGAGCCUAGUCAUUCACAAUGGGACUCACAUACCAUCAUGCAAUCUCGGUAGCCCAGCUGAUCGUGUUCGUGCCAUGCUUCUUCCUGGCUGCAUUUCUUGUCUUCCGGCUGGGUAUUCGAACCAGCGCAGGGUUCAUCUUCGUCGUGACCUUCACUCUUACACGCAUUGUCGGCGCAUGCUGCGACCUAGCGACCAUCGCCCACCCUACCCUCGGCCUGUACAUUGCUGCCGCGGUCUGUUCGUCGAUUGGGUUGGCCCCUUUGAUUCUCCUCUGCAGCGGGAUGCUAUCCAGAGCGAACGAAUCUGUCAGACGCAGGUCAGGCGUCGCCAUCAGUGACCGGCUCUUCGGGCUUCUCCGCCUCCUCACAAUCGCUUCCCUGGUGCUCAGUGUGGUUGGCUUGACGAAAAACAUGACCGAGGAGGCCUUUCUCCACCCCGACGUCGAAAUCAAGGCCGGAAUCGCGAUUAUCGUGGUUGCGUGGGCGCAGCUGUGUGUUCUGCUCGCAGUGUUGAUCUACCGCCGUCGGGACGUGGGGAAGGGCGAGCACCGCCUGCUCGGGGCCGUCUCGCUCUGCGCAGUUAUCAUCUUCGUCCGACUGCUCUACGCCAUGCUGUGCUGGUUCUCUCCAACCUCGACCUUCAACCUGCUCGACGGCAACGUCACCGUCGAGCUCGUCAUGUCUGUCCUCGAGGAGUUUGCAGUCGUCAUUAUCUGUCUCGCGGUGGGGAUGACGCUGCAACGCCAGCCGCCCAUCCAUGAAGACGGCCAGCAUUUUCAGAGUUUGACGGCUGACACGACUUAUUAUUCCUCUCGAUAGACUUCUUUUUCGCUUCAUUUGUUUUAUAUUUCUUUCAUUUGUUUUUACGUAUAUAGCACUCAAGCCUUGAAUGUCUGGUUAUGGAUAGAUCUACAUAUCAAUGAACUCGUUGCGAAU